Messenger RNA from Trichoderma virens Gv29-8, 825 nucleotides. RefSeq lists its product as uncharacterized. The coding region runs from base 1 to 825 and encodes 274 amino acids. The transcript is spliced from 5 exons. Gene Ontology annotation, molecular function: aldehyde-lyase activity. Gene Ontology annotation, cellular component: cytoplasm. The record is from RefSeq and is a predicted model, not a curated record. Lineage: Eukaryota; Fungi; Ascomycota; Sordariomycetes; Hypocreales; Hypocreaceae.
AUGUCAUACAUCGGAGCGGGAGUUGCACCGGGAGGCGCGCAGGCGACGGUGCGCGAGGGCAACAAGCUCAAGGCGCUGUUUGACGCGAACAAGCCUGCCCUGGGCGGCUGGCAGAUGCUUCCAGGGGCGACCAUCUCGAGGCUUCUGGCGCAAUCUGGCGUGGAUUGGGUGCUGGUGGAUUGUGAGCACGGAGGCAUGGACGAUCGCGCCAUGCAUGAGGCAGUUCCCGCCAUUGCGGCACUGGGAGUGUCCCCUAUUGUUAGAAUCCCGGGCAUGGAGCCUUGGAUGGUGAAGCGUGCCUUGGACACUGGAGCUCAUGGUGUCCUUGUCCCGCUCCUGCGUACCGUGAAGGAGGCCGAAGACCUCGUCCAGGCCGCCAAGUUCCCUCCUUGGGGAAAGCGAGGCUUUGGAUCCCCUUAUUCCGCCAAGCAAUUCGGGCCCACCAUCAGCUCUCUCGACUACCUCAACCAGGCCAAUGAGUCUGUUUUGACUAUGGUCCAAAUCGAGACCAAGGAGGCUCUCGAUGCAGUAGAUGAAAUCGCUGCUGUUGAGGGAAUCGAUGUGCUGUUUGUAGGCCCAUUUGAUCUAGGUAACAACAUCGGCCACCGCAUCACUCCCGCAGGCAUCCCCCAAGAACUCGAUGAUGCCCUGGUCAAGAUCCAGGCCGCCGCCAAAAAGGCCGGCAAGAAGAGCGGCAUCUACACACUCAGCCCAGCCCACGCCAAGAAGUGCCAGGAGCAAGGCUUUGACAUGGUCCACGUAGUCACGGACUAUAUGGGCAUCGAGGACAUCGCCAAGCAGUCUCUCACUGAGGCUCGGAGCUAG